CAUCGGUUUGUAUUAGUUCAGAAAACAGCACAGAACUUGAUGGAGGAAUGGGAGAGUCCGUGAGAAAAAAUGUGUGGAAUGAGGAGACAGUGAGCCUGUCAGAGCGCCCCCUUGACAUAGUAGGGAAUGACAUCAUCUCAGCUGGAGACUUCACUUGUGACCUGAUUGAGGUCCAACAAAUGCAGGCAGACAAGACACCAGCUUGGGAUCCCUGCAACAACAGCAGCUUUGGAAAAGAUGUGUACCGUUACGUCGGACAGCACAUUGUUAUUCAUGAAUCCACAAAUUUCUUUGGAGCUGUCAUGUGGCCAGGGGCGCCAGCUCUGUGUUCCUUCCUGGACAAGAACAGGCACUUAGUGGACCUGCAGGACAAACGUGUGCUUGAACUGGGAGCUGGAACUGGACUGGUCACUAUUGUGGCCAGCUUGCUUGGGGCUAUAGCCACAGCGACAGACUUACCGGAGAUGCUAAACAACCUCAGGUCCAACGUGAUGAGGAACACUAGAGGACGUUGCAAGUACACACCCACUGUGGUACCCCUGACCUGGGGGGCCGACCUGGAGCUCACCCACCCGACAUGUGAAUAUCAGUAUGACUACAUCCUAGCAGCAGAUGUGGUCUACCAACACGACUUCCUGGUUGAGCUGCUGGCCACCAUGAAGUACUUCUGUCAGCCAGGGACGAGCGUGAUCUGGGCCAACAAAACCUGGAUGGAGUCUGACCUCUCAUUUACGGACACGUUUAAGGAGGCCUUCCUGACCACUUUGCUUGCUGAAGAUGGAGAGAUGCAAAUCUACAUGGGGAAACGCAAAGAAGUGUACAGCGAAGUAUAAAGUUAAUUUCAUGCCA
This is a messenger RNA of Corythoichthys intestinalis (scribbled pipefish), 849 nucleotides long. Its product is annotated as protein-lysine methyltransferase METTL21C-like. Gene Ontology annotation, molecular function: protein-lysine N-methyltransferase activity. The record is from RefSeq and is a predicted model, not a curated record. Gene Ontology annotation, cellular component: cytosol; cytoplasm. The coding region runs from base 48 to 833 and encodes 261 amino acids. The transcript is spliced from 4 exons. Lineage: Eukaryota; Metazoa; Chordata; Actinopteri; Syngnathiformes; Syngnathidae. Gene Ontology annotation, biological process: peptidyl-lysine methylation.